AUGGAAGGAGAGGGUUGUGUGUAUGGUCUAAGUCACCAAGCUCGCUGCCUAAAGGCACAAUUGGCAGAACAAGAACGCAGCAGGUUUUUUGUGGGUACCCAAGAUUUGAAACAACGCAAUGAGCUCCUUCUCCUUGACUUUGAUGAAGACGAGUCGCUGGUGACAACCCACAAGUUUGAACAUGCUCAUGAAAUCUGGGGAAUCGCUCCAUCACCAUCACAGACUGAUCAUGUUGUGACAGUAUUCAAGGAAGCGAAUCACCCUGCCAAAGCAUGUCUUUGGCGAUUUGAUGCACCAGAAGCCGAUGAUACUGGCCGGCUUAAAAAUGAUAUGGGAAAGUUGGAACAGGUGACAGCAUUCGAGCUGAGCACAGAUUUGGGCGAUAUUAAAAAAAUGCUAUGGGAUCCAACGGGCUCCACCCAGUCUAUGGUGGCACUUUGCAAUCACUCUCUCGGUCUGUUUUCCCUGGAUAGCGGAAAUCCAAACUCAAAACCUUCUACCCUUAUCCCCAUAACAUUAUCGAGUGAUAAGUCGGCAAGCCGGGCCUCAUGUGCCAUUUGGAAUCCACACGGAACAGAUGUAGUGGCUACCGGAAUAGGAUGCAAUCUGUCUGGCUGGGACGUUCGAACGGCAAAACAAGCAUUUGAGAUACAGAAUGCACACGCCAUCUCUGUUAGAGAUGCUGAUUAUAACCCAAAUAAACCAUUUCAUCUUGCAACCGCUGGGGAUGAUUGCAAGAUACGUUUCUGGGACACCCGUAACUGUGAUCUACCCCUAAAGGAAAUAUCCGACCAUUCGCAUUGGGUGUGGAGUAUCUCUUUCAAUCGCUUCCAUGAUCAGUUAUUCGUCUCUUCCGGCUCAGACUGCUUGGUGAAUCUACAGAGUAUUAUAUCUAUUUCCUCCGCCCCGCUCUCGGAUGAGACGUCGGAUGUUGAUGAAGGAGGGGGUGAGAAAUCGGACGAUGAAAGGGAUGAAUACUAUGGGAGACCGAGCGAUGGGUUGGUUGCGGUUUAUGACCAACAUGAAGAUAGCGUCUAUGCGGUCGAGUGGAGUGCAGCGGACCCCUGGAUCUUUGCUUCACUGUCAUAUGACGGACGUUUGGCUAUUAAUAUGCUCAGACAUUUUCUCUCUCAAUUUUCGUUCUACGAAAUGCACUGUUCUAAUCUAUCAGCCAAACCCCAGGUAGUUCCUGAAUAUGCAGCCCGUUGUCAAAUCUCGUCCUUUUUGCAAACAUUGGCUGUUCUGUUUCCAGUGCUUCCCGCCACGUUAGUCGGCCUAUCGGGUACAGCAUCCAAAGCUGGGUGUGACGAGUUUGUCACGAUGGAGAGGCUGUCAUCUUUACCGUUUUUAACAACUCCAUCUCGCCUCGGGAUUCCAUCUUUCAACGCGAUCCGUGCCGUUCCCCGAGUGCCGAGUGUCCGUUUCUUUCACGAAACGCCCAAAACUGCAAUGUUGAUAGCAUAUCCUCGCCCCCUACCGCGCUGGACAAGUGGUAUUAGCAUUCUUCCACGUCUUGGUGGUUGUCGUCAUGGCAUUGUCCGCUCCCUUUAUCAGCAACCUAAACAUGGCUGGUGGGGAGAACAAAAGGAGGCAUUUAGGAAAGCAAAGGACAUUUUGGUCGGGACACGGAUCGUAUGGUAUCCGAUUCCGAUUUCGUUAGGAAUCGCGUGCUUGGCUUUCAUGCACUAUCUGCAUAUUCGGCGGCGAGAAGAAAAGGACAAGGACCAUGAGGCCCAAGUAGUGGCCUUGGAGGGCCCAUGGCAUGUUCAUGCAUACGGUUAUCUCCCCCUUCGUACCAUUUCGCGUAUGUGGGGCUGGCUGAACAAUCUGACUGUCCCUUUGUGGCUUCGGGAGCCUCUGUACAAAUCUUAUGCGACAAUGUUUGGGUGUAAUCUGGAGGAAAUGGAGGAUCCUGAUUUGACACACUACCCAAACUUGGCUGCGUUCUUCUACAGAACAUUGAAGCCAGGGGUACGUCCCCUGGACCCAAAGGCACCGCUGGUUAGCCCAGCAGAUGGAACUGUCCUCCACUUUGGUCUCAUCACAUCUCAGCGCAAAGUAGAGCAGAUCAAGGGUAUAACUUAUUCCCUGGAUGCACUCCUUGGCCGCCAACGUAAGCCAGACAGCAGUAGCAAUCCAACGGCGCUUGCCGCGGAGCCGGCGGAAGGAGAGGUUCUCAACGUGGCUCGUAAAACUCAUUCAGAGUUAGUGGUAUCAGAAGACGAGUUUGCAGAUAUCAACUCGAUCAAUUACUCUUUGGACAAAAUUCUGGGCGACGAGCCGGGGCAGCACACCACCAGUAAGGAUGGGAAAGGAAACCCCAUCGAACAUCCUCAUGCGCAUGCUGCUCAUCAGUUGAAACCUGGUAAUGCGCUGUUUUUUGCGGUGAUUUACCUUGCACCGGGUGAUUAUCAUCGCUUCCAUUCACCGUCCGAGUGGAGUGUAGAGAAGAGAAGGCACUUCUCAGGUGAACUCUACUCGGUCUCUCCCAUUGCCGUUAACUUGAUCCGAAACCUCUUUGUUCUCAACGAGCGUGUGGUUCUCUUGGGUGAUUGGCAGCACGGGUUCUUUUCAAUGAUCCCGGUGGGAGCCACCAAUGUUGGUUCUAUCAAGAUCGAUUUCGACCCAGAACUCCGCACAAACCUCUCCAAACGCCAGCUAAACCAUCCGCCAGGUACAUACGUUGAGAGAGAGUACCAACCUCCAGUCCGGUUACAUAAGGGUGAUCAAAUGGGAGGAUUUAUGUUGGGGAGCACGGUUGUCUUGGUGUUUGAAGCACCGACCGAGUUCGAGUUUAUGUUGGAAGCGGGACAAAAGGUGAAAGUUGGGCAAGCGAUCGGCAAGCUAAAGUGAUGUGAUGGACAAACUGGAGUUAGUGCAUGACGAUGGGACAUGUAGACGCAAUAUACAGAUACAAUGCAGGCAUGCAAUUUACAAAUGUCAUGACCGACUCGCCAUCUUGUUCCAUAGGAACAGGUGGCCCAAUUGCUCUCAUUCGUCUGACAUUUCACUAUGGUCGUAGAAGGGACACUGUGUAAGACACAGGGUGGUGGCAGAUCCAUUCUCAUAUUUACAUCAUCUAGCAAUAGCUGCGUUUUAAUUCCUAUUUACAGUCCUUUGCUCUCGUCCAG
Spizellomyces punctatus DAOM BR117 is the source of this 3131-nucleotide messenger RNA. RefSeq names its product phosphatidylserine decarboxylase. NCBI's taxonomy places the organism in Eukaryota, Fungi, Chytridiomycota, Chytridiomycetes, Spizellomycetales, Spizellomycetaceae. The record is from RefSeq and is a predicted model, not a curated record. Gene Ontology annotation, biological process: phosphatidylethanolamine biosynthetic process. Gene Ontology annotation, cellular component: mitochondrion. The transcript is spliced from 16 exons. Gene Ontology annotation, molecular function: phosphatidylserine decarboxylase activity; protein binding. The coding region runs from base 1 to 2853 and encodes 950 amino acids.